Aspergillus heteromorphus CBS 117.55 is the source of this 498-nucleotide messenger RNA. RefSeq names its product 60S ribosomal protein uL11. The transcript is spliced from 5 exons. Gene Ontology annotation, biological process: translation. The coding region runs from base 1 to 498 and encodes 165 amino acids. Gene Ontology annotation, molecular function: structural constituent of ribosome; large ribosomal subunit rRNA binding. Gene Ontology annotation, cellular component: ribosome; cytosolic large ribosomal subunit. NCBI's taxonomy places the organism in Eukaryota, Fungi, Ascomycota, Eurotiomycetes, Eurotiales, Aspergillaceae. The record is from RefSeq and is a predicted model, not a curated record.
AUGCCUCCCAAGCUCGACCCCAAUGAGGUGAAGAUCAUCCACCUGAGAGUGACUGGUGGUGAGGUCGGUGCCCAGUCCGCUCUGGCCCCCAAGAUUGGUCCUCUCGGUCUGUCCCCCAAGAAGAUCGGUGAAGACAUUGCCAAGAACACUGGUGACUGGAAAGGUCUCCGUGUCACGGUCCGUCUUACCAUCCAGAACCGUCAGGCUGCCGUCUCCGUUGUGCCCUCCGCCUCUUCCCUGGUUAUCAAGGCCCUGAAGGAGCCUCCCCGUGACCGCAAGAAGGAGAAGAACAUCAAGCACAGCAAGUCCAUUCCCCUGGACGAGAUCUUCGAGAUUGCCCGCAUCAUGCGCAACCGCUCUCUCGCUAAGGAGCUCAAGGGUACCGUCCUUGAGAUCCUCGGUACCGCCUUCUCUGUCGGUUGCCAGGUCGAUGGCCGCAGCCCCAAGGAUGUCUCCGACGACAUCAAGGCUGGCGAGAUCGACGUUCCCUCCGAGUAA